Pedinophyceae sp. YPF-701 is the source of this 1893-nucleotide messenger RNA. NCBI's taxonomy places the organism in Eukaryota, Viridiplantae, Chlorophyta, Pedinophyceae. The record is from the annotation of a GenBank genome assembly.
AUGGCGAACCGCUCCGGGAGCAGCUCCGACGAGGGCGAGCGGGAUGGUUUGCCGGCCCCGAAGCGUCCUCGCCAUCAGCACAACGGGCCCAGACUGGGCAUGGACCGUCGCAAGGAGCGCUGGCCUUCGGAGAGGUUCGAGCUGAUGCCUGCGACGCGCAUGGCUGAAGGGGCCCGCAUUGCCAUCCGUGGCGUGAUGGAGGCCCUGAUUCAGGCGGGCCCGGCGGGGAAUCCAUCGCUUUGCGAAGCAGCGGCGGUCGGAAUUCGCUCCAAAGAGAAGCACCAGGUCUCCGUGGAGCAUCUCGACGUUCCUGCGUUCCGCCAGAGGCCUCCCUGGCACGUCCAGGACCUGCUCGCUUCCCUCUACGCGGCGGCGGAAGCCCUUCGCCGCAUCAACGGCGACAGUGGCGCAGCCCUAGCCAACGAGAGCGACCCGCAAGGCACCCAGACGCUCCGCUCGUCGCAGCCCGCGCGCUCCCUCGCAGGCAGGGCCGCGGACGCCUUCCGUCUGGCGGAGCAAUACGAGCUCUCCCACGAACGCAAGUUCGCCUGCGUCCUCGAAGGAGCGCUGUGCCUCGUCGAGGAGGGCGACCUCGACGGCGCGUACGACCGCCUGCACGCGAUGGUCGUGAAGCAGCGGCGGCGCGGCCACCACGGCACGCACGACGGCCGCCUCGGGCUCCUGAUUCCGGACCCGCCUAGCUUGGAUGUCUUGGCACGCGAACAGUACGCGCUGAUGGGCGCGGUGCGGUACGCGCAGUGGCUGGCGCUGUAUCUGGCAGAGGGCGGCGCGGCGCGGCACGCUGCGGAGGGACCGGGCGUGCUCAAGAUCACGCACGAGCACAAGUGGAAGAAGGCGGCCGACGGUCGCCUGAAGGACCUGCACCGCGAGGCCACGGCGGCUCUGCGGCGCGCGCUUGAGAGCGCGCCCGCGGAUUUCACGAGCCUCUUCGCCCUCGUGCACCUUCUGCUCGUGGCGGGCCACAGCCAGGAGGCCGCGCAGCACGUGGGGAAGGGCGUGGGGGCGGCUCCGCGCGAUCCGGACCUGCUGGCGCUGCGGAGCAUGGUGGAGGUGUAUUGCGGGGGGACUCUGGACGAGGAUGACGAGCGGGGCGUGAAGGAGGCGACGGAGAAGCAGCUGAGAGUCAGGCACCUGAGAACGUGGACGGAGGUCGUCCAGCUCGACCCGUCCAAUGCGUCGGCGGCCCUGGCGCUCCUGAAUCUGUGGCGCGAUCGCGGCUGCAGCGAGAACAUCGUCGAUGACGGCGCGGGGCGGAAACAGACCGCGGCCGACGCGCGGGCGGCGCUCGCUGCCGCGCUUCUCUUCCUCGACGUCCACGGCUGUGUGGCAGGUCCCGCUGCCGGCGCGUCCCCGCAGUCCGCCGGCGCGGUCGCGGACGAGUGGUGGCGGGAGCUUGGUGCGCUGGUUCGAGCCGCCGCCGGGGGGCUCUCGGAGGACCUCCGCGACAGACAGGGCGGCGCCGCGAGCCCCGCGGAGGCCGCGGACGCCCUCGUGCGCGCGCACAUGGGCCCCGCGGCCGGCGCGACGGGCCCCGUCGCGCCCCUGCUGCGCCUGCGGGAGGCGUUCCGGCCACGCGUGUCCUGGUGGCCGUCGGCCGCGCUGUGCCCCGCGACGCAGCGUGCGCAGGGGGCCGCGGACGUGGGCGGCGCCGGCAGCGCGGUCGAGCGGCGUGAGGUUGCGCUGUUCCUGUCGGCGGUGUUUGGCGACGGGGCGGUCGGGCCGCUGUCGGAGGCGCCGCAGCUGAGCAGACGCGCGCAGCAGCGCCUCGUGGAGAUGGAGCGGUACUGCGGCGACGUCGCGCACGUGAGGGAGGCGACGAGGCGGCUCAGUGACGGAGGGGACUCCUGGCAACACCCCCUCGGGGUGCGCUGA